Daphnia carinata is the source of this 684-nucleotide messenger RNA. RefSeq lists its product as uncharacterized. The record is from RefSeq and is a predicted model, not a curated record. The coding region runs from base 33 to 497 and encodes 154 amino acids. The transcript is spliced from 2 exons. Lineage: Eukaryota; Metazoa; Arthropoda; Branchiopoda; Diplostraca; Daphniidae.
GGGCCCAGUACCUUAAACCAGUCAAUUACAAGAUGAAUUCAAUGCGAGAUGUCAAUCAUAUUGCUAAAUUUAACGGGCAGAAUUUUCCACUAUGGAAACUUGGAUUUUGGAUCCUACUGCAGCAGCACGAGCUGGUUAAAAUUGUAACUGGUGAUGAAACUAUUCCCGUAGAGAAUGUUGUCGAAGGAAGCAUCACCAAUGCUGAGGCCAUUGCAGCAUGGCACACCAAAGACACACUUGCCCGUGGCUAUAUCAUCUCAACGAUUGAGAGUCAACAACAAAGGUCUCUAAUCAACUGCACUACCGCCAACCAAAUGUGGGUACGUCUGACAGCCCAAUAUCUCCGAAACGCUGUAGAGAAUCGUUAUGCUUUACAAACGAGAUUCUUUGGGUAUCGCUACAAGCCUGAUCAAGAUAUCAUCACUCAUAUCACGGAAAUAGAGACGAUGGCCACACAACUUACAGACAUUGGGGCACCUGUUGAUGUCAUUUCAUAAUGACUAAGAUAAUCUGCACCUUACCGCCCAGCCACAGAAGCUUCGUUACGGCAUGGGACAGCGUCCCAUUUGCAGACAGAACAAUGGCCCUGCUAACCUCGCGUUUACUCAAAGAAGAAGAGAUGGCUAAACGGUGGAAUACAGGUCAACCUGACCCUCAAGACGCGGCCUUUUUUGCCCAUCAAUA